AGGAAAAAGAGAUGGCAUCAAUGUUGUGGAACAAAGCUUUAAAGGAGAGGGAAAGUGAGUUACAUGAGGACACUUGGAAUAUUGUAUUUGAUGAGUCUGUAGUGGCACACAAACAAGCUCCUGGUUGGUACCAGUACAUUUCUGGCUCCUUUGCACGGUUCUGCUGUUCUCUUUGUAAAAGAUCGUGGAUGUCUAAGAGAGUGCAGGUGGUGUUUCACUUCUAUCUGAACACAGCAAGCAGUGCUAAAAGUGGAACCAUUAAAGUGCGACGCUUCAAACAGAAAUGCAGGAGGUGUGCUGAAGCUCAGAUGGAGGAUCCAAACUUCCCAGUUGAUAACAUUGAUGUACUGGUGGAGAGACUGGUUGAAAAGAUCCGUAUAAGAUGCUAUAGUGAAAACCUGGGUGAAACAAACAGGGGCUCACAUUUCAGUGGCAGAGUUAAUGGGCCUCAUGAAAGUUCUCACUGUGAAGCCUGUCGAGAAGGUAUCUGUAGUCAGGCCACCUGAGAUGAGAAGUAAAUAAUUUCUUUUGUAUUUAUUAUUAAUUGUUUUCCCAAUGAUGAUGUGAUAAUUGUAGAGACAAAUAAAUCUUGCUCAAAAUAAUAGUAACUGAUA
This is a messenger RNA of Xyrauchen texanus (razorback sucker), 614 nucleotides long. RefSeq names its product receptor-transporting protein 2-like. Gene Ontology annotation, molecular function: olfactory receptor binding. The transcript has 2 exons. Gene Ontology annotation, biological process: protein targeting to membrane; protein insertion into membrane. The coding region runs from base 12 to 506 and encodes 164 amino acids. NCBI's taxonomy places the organism in Eukaryota, Metazoa, Chordata, Actinopteri, Cypriniformes, Catostomidae. The record is from RefSeq and is a predicted model, not a curated record.